GGGCGCGACCAUGGCGCGCUGAGGGAGGGGGUGGGAUCGGUCCGGGGGAGGCCUGGCGCCGCUGGCUCGCGCGCUGUCUCGGCCGCCCCCCCGUUCGCCGCCGCCGCCGCCGCCGCCGCCGCCGCCGCCCCGGGCAUGUCGUCCAACUGCACCAGCACCACGGCGGUGGCGGUGGCGCCGCUGAGCGCCAGCAAGACCAAGACCAAGAAGAAGCAUUUUGUGUGCCAGAAAGUGAAGCUAUUCCGGGCCAGCGAGCCGAUCCUCAGCGUCCUGAUGUGGGGGGUGAACCACACGAUCAAUGAGCUGAGCAAUGUCCCUGUUCCCGUCAUGCUGAUGCCAGAUGACUUCAAAGCAUACAGCAAGAUCAAGGUGGACAACCAUCUCUUCAACAAGGAGAACCUGCCCAGCCGCUUCAAGUUUAAGGAGUACUGCCCCAUGGUGUUCCGGAACCUCCGGGAGAGGUUUGGGAUUGACGACCAGGAUUACCAGAACUCGGUGACACGCAGCGCCCCCAUCAACAGCGACAGCCAGGGCCGGUGUGGCACUCGCUUCCUCACCACCUACGACCGGCGCUUUGUCAUCAAGACGGUCUCCAGCGAGGACGUGGCCGAGAUGCACAACAUCCUAAAGAAGUACCACCAGUUCAUCGUGGAGUGCCACGGCAACACCCUCCUGCCACAGUUCCUGGGCAUGUACCGCCUGACCGUGGACGGCGUGGAGACCUACAUGGUGGUCACCAGGAACGUGUUCAGCCAUCGGCUCACUGUACACCGCAAGUAUGACCUCAAGGGUUCUACUGUCGCCAGAGAAGCGAGUGACAAGGAGAAGGCCAAGGACUUGCCAACUUUUAAAGACAAUGACUUCCUCAACGAAGGGCAGAAGCUGCACGUGGGAGAGGAGACUAAAAAGAACUUCCUGGAAAAGCUGAAGCGGGACGUAGAGUUUCUGGCCCAGCUGAAGAUCAUGGACUACAGCCUGCUGGUGGGCAUCCACGAUGUGGACCGGGCAGAGCAGGAGGAGAUGGAGGUGGAGGAGCGGGCGGAGGACGAGGAGUGUGAGAACGACGGGAUGGGCAACCUGAUCUGCUCGUACGGCACGCCGCCGGACAGCCCUGGCAACCUGCUCAGCUUCCCGCGGUUCUUCGGCCCCGGGGAGUUCGAUCCCUCUGUUGACGUGUAUGCCAUGAAGAGCCAUGAAAGUUCCCCCAAGAAGGAGGUCUACUUCAUGGCCAUCAUUGAUAUCCUCACACCAUACGACGCUAAGAAGAAAGCUGCACAUGCAGCCAAAACAGUGAAACAUGGGGCAGGGGCCGAGAUCUCGACUGUGAACCCUGAGCAGUACUCCAAGCGCUUCAAUGAGUUCAUGUCCAACAUCCUGACGUAGUGACCUUCUGCCUUCAGCCACAGCCAGAGAAUGAGAUACGGGGUUGGGGAUCCGAAGGGGGAGAGGGUGUAUUUGGGCUAGAUGGAGGGGUGGGAGCAGAGUGGGGGGCCGGGGAGGGCGUUAGCAGUGAGACUGCAGCCUGUGACACUGAACGGUUCUGGGGAGGGGGAUGUGCUGUGUGCUCAUGCUCACAGGAUGUGGCCUCACCUCCUUCUUACCUUUGACUCCCCCAUCCCGUUGACCCAGGCUAAAAGGGGUUCCCUUUUUGUCACCUUGUAGCCUUUAAAACGCCAUGGGGCGAGAGGUGACUGUGGGUUUAUUUGGGUUUUUCUGAAAUUUCAUUGCCCUCGGUUUGCUCUUUAUAAUGAUGUAUGUCAUCACCCUGUCCACCUCCCAUCCUGCCGUAGUCCCUUCAGUUACAGGGGUACCUUCCAGACCCGCCCAGGGUCCCCUCAGCUGAGGGCUGACACCGGAGGAGAGGUCAGACGCCUCCUCCUCGGGGAACUUUCAGUUUGACGAAGGAUUGUGCACAGCCUCCUUCACCUUUCCUCCUCGGAUCCUGAACGCUGUCCUCCUGACCGAACACUCCAGGUCCCUGGUCAUUUUGGAUCAGAAUCAAAGCUCUCGGAGGGAGCGAGUUCAUCCUCCUGGGCUGGCGAGGGGGGGGCUGCUGGGUCACCGCUCAGCCGCUGGCUCUGGGCCCCUGGAGGUCAGACGUCUUCUCCGUAAAACCUGCCUCCCACGUGGUCAAGAGGAACAAGCAAGGACCCUUUCUUCCUCUUGGAGAAACCCCAGAAGCUGAAGAGUAUCCAACGAGGGCUUGUGCCCUCCGCCCACUUACUUCCUGUGACCUUUGCCCAGGCGCCUCACUUUAGGCGAGCUGGCAGCUGGGGCAGAUCUCCAGGUGCCUGGGUGCUCCUUGCUGAGGUUCGCCUGGGCUCCCAGGGCUGCCCUGUAGGUGUGACUCCAUGGCCUGGGUUUGCCAUCGGGAUGUUGCGGCCAGCAGGGAGGGAUGCCUCCCGCCUGGAUGUGGUGCCCAAGCCUGAGGUCGUUCUUGGAUCACGUGAGGAUGUGACCACCUAAUCCAAUGCAGAGGCUUGAGGUGGGAGUGGAUUUGGAUCCACCCUCGGGCUGUUUUUCCUUGAUGCCCCAUCUUGAUUGCUAACAGAUCUGCCACCUACAGGCUUCCUCAGGAGUGGCACCCUGCGGCUUCCUUCAGGCUCUCUCCCACCUUUGCCUUGCUAUCCAGGCCUCAGAAUUGAGCUGUUAUUCUGUGGUGACAUCAGAGCUGUCUGGUCCAGCUAGCAGAGAAAACAGCCCUGUGCUGGGGAGGUACAUUUCCAUAUCGUCUCAACCCCUCACCAGGAACGGGGGAUUUAGUUGGAGAUAUGGCAAAACACAGAUUCGAAGGAAGUUUGUGGAAGCAUUUGGAAUGAAUGGAUUGGUUUCCUAUGGUCCUUCCAAACUUGGUCAAGCUCAGCCUCUGGAGCAGGAACCGUCACCAUCUCUGCCCUACCUGCAGCUUUAGGUCAGGAGGGAACAGAGACAGCAUUCUGGACUCCUCUGGAAGAAGCAGAUGGGCCAAACAUCUGCCCUGGGCCCAGGAAGGGCCUGUAGGGAACUCUGAGCAUCGGCAGUAAGACCACAAAGGGACUGGAACAAGGACUUGAAACCAAAUGGCACAUGGAGAAAACAAACUGACUUAGGGAUUCUAUAGGAAUGAUGUUUGGACUUGAUUUCCCACCUUCUAAUCAAGAAUAGAGAUUUGGAUCUGCUCAUAGGCCCAGCAUCUCCAAAGGCUGGCAGGCUGGCUCCCAGCAGCCUCCAUAGCCUCGGGCUCCCUGCAUUUGGUCUGAUCUUAUUGCCAUGAUGUGUAUGAAUUAUGUAAUAAUCCUAUCAGUGAAAGAUGAGCUACCGAGUAUCUGACUUAACAUUGAGUUUUGUGAUUUUGUGCGGUUUAUUUUUUGUAUAUUGUUUACAUUUUGAGAGGUAGCACCCUAUUGCAAAUGCUCUUUGUGUUUCUGAGUGUUGUUGAUUGGGUCAGAACAUUAAGCUGUGGUUUGGUGAAUUGUAGAUUUUUUUAAAGGUCAUUCUGUGCUAUUUUCAAAACCUUGGGUUUGGCCCUCUAAUUCUUUUGGCAUUCAAAUGUUUAAAAGCUAUUUAUCUUGGUUUAUGCAAGUUUUCUUUCUCUUCUUUUUGUAAUGAUGAAGAUACUAUAUUUGGUUUGCAGUCUGAAUGUAGAGAAAGUGAACUGAUCCCCAAGCUUUUGUCUGUCCCCACUUUUCUUCCCCAAAUCCCGCCAUUACCUGCUGAGGGGAUGUAACGACCCUCAACCUCACUCCCUGGAGCUAUGAAACUCAGCUGCCUCGUGGCAUCCUAGAGGAGUUUUGGGUCUCCCAAGAGCAGAGGUAUAAGAAUAGGACGUGGCUGACUGGUGAGGUCUGAAGGGCAAGAUUCAUAUCCCAGUCUCUCCUAUCCUGCACCUGUUCCGAAAGGCUACAGAUAAGAGACUAGUCUCCAGGUUUCCCAGCCAAAACGAGGGGUUUUCUGAAAACUCCACUGAGACUACUAGCUGAAGGCCUCUGGCCCUUGUUCCUGUUCAUGAACCACUGAGUCUUAUCCUCCCAGUGGGAGCUCCUUCCCAUGCCCACAGUGGGAGUAAUGGGAGGGCUGGGAAGCCCGCAGCCCGGGAGCACAGCUGGAGCAGUGCUCCAUCACCCCUUGCUCAGGAGCUCUGGUCUGGGCUAUUCUCAGCAGCACCCCCCCAGUUCCCGUCACAGGCAGCUCUUCCUAGUCCCCUUGUUCCUCUGGCCUGUGCGUUCGGCCUCAGGCAGGCCCCUGGGAGUACUCCGGACUGGGGCCUGCAGCCCCCUGCCCUAGAUCUGCCCUGGGGAGGUGAACCAAAGACCCAGGAUUUUCCUCAGUAGCCAGUCCCACCCCCAGUUGUCUCUUUACCAGUCCCCGUUGGAAAAAAGAACUCGGCACUCCCCAGCAUUUGAGCUAUUGUACUAAAACGUUAGGGGCUGGAGUGUUGAAACAACCCUUAGAGCCCUGGCCUCCCUCAGCACAGGUCUCCCAAGUCAAGGGACCUCACCUCUUUCCGUCAGAAACGUGUGGAGGGCGAGUCCACUCUCAGCACAGGAAUCAAAGGGAAAACAUUCAAGUAACUGUCCCUCGAUGUACCAGCCAUCUGCACGGUCUGGAGGGGGCGGGGCCAGGGCGCUCAUGAGGGGGCCUCCAAAGGGAAGACGUGGCUUACCCAGUGGGUGGUGCUGAGAUCCCGGAGGCUGGAGAGGAAUCUUCCAGAGCAGCCCCUUCCUCUUGCACAGGGGGAAGUAGGAACCAACCACCUUUGGGGGAAGGCCUGGUGGUGCUCAGUACACCCAAGCAUCAGGUCUGGUCAUUAUAAUAAAAAAUGUGAAUUAAGUCUAGAUUCAGUUGCAGGGGGGAACAGGAUAAACUAUCAAUCACCCCGCCAUGUGUGUGUGACCUCCAUUCCCCACUGCAAUUUCCAUUUUUAAAUAGGAAUUUUCAGCCCCUGUGCUUGUCUAAUGUCUGCUCGGAACAGUUCGAGACCCUGUUACUGUUUUAAAAUGCAUGCGUGUUACGAUGAAUCUUCAACCCGAGGAAAAUAAAACUUAAAAAGCUUUGUGUA
Molecule: messenger RNA, 5038 nt
Organism: Pipistrellus kuhlii (Kuhl's pipistrelle)
Lineage: Eukaryota; Metazoa; Chordata; Mammalia; Chiroptera; Vespertilionidae
Gene: PIP4K2B
Product: phosphatidylinositol-5-phosphate 4-kinase type 2 beta
Exons: 10
Coding region: 136-1383 (415 amino acids)
Biological process (GO): phosphatidylinositol metabolic process
Molecular function (GO): phosphatidylinositol kinase activity
Source: RefSeq, a predicted model, not a curated record